This is a messenger RNA of Racocetra persica, 178 nucleotides long. NCBI's taxonomy places the organism in Eukaryota, Fungi, Glomeromycota, Glomeromycetes, Diversisporales, Gigasporaceae. The record is from the annotation of a GenBank genome assembly.
UGAACUUGAAGAUUAUAAACUAGCAUCUACUUACUCAAAUAGGCCUGAAGAUUGUGAACCAAUAUCAGUCUAUUCAGAUAGACAUGAAGAAUAUGAACCAACACCUACUUGCCAGAAUGAACUCAAAGUUGGUAAAACAAAUCAAGCUAAUAAUUAUAAAGUUGUAUCUACUAAAUAA